AUGAUGACAGAAUCUGGAGGUGUACGUGCGAUUUCCCCAAUCUUUAAUGUUGGACCAAUUUGUGCCCUUCAAAUCCUUGAAACUGACAACGAUACCGUUCUAGCCGGUGAGGGACCAAUUCUAAAGGCCUACAAUUUUAAAACGGGUGAUGUCAUUGCCAGAAUGCGGGCCUUUCCUAGGAAUAAGGUACAUGGAAUAAGUGUCUAUGAGACCGAAAAGCCUGAAUUAGUGGCUGUUUUCGGUGGAAGGUCGCUUAGCGUUAUUUCCUAUGAUCAUUUCAAGAAGAAUGCUGCUGAAUUCAAGGAGUAUGCGGUGGGAGACUGGAUCUUGGCGGUUGAGUUCUCUCUUGACGGAUCGAAACUCUACUGUUUAACAGCUCACAAUGUUGUCGUAACUGUUGAUGUUGCUAGUAUGAUGCUUAUAGACUCAAAAAACUGUGGCUGGAAGUCUAUACUUUAUUCUGGUUCUAUCAAAGCUCUCAAAGAUGGAAGAAUACUUAUUUGCUCUGGUACUGUUAUGAAUGGAAUUUUAGUAUGGGAAUUGACUUCUUCAAAGCUAUUAUACAACCUCACUGAUCAUGAGGGGUCUAUAUUUGGUGUGAAACCUUCCAAUUGUGGUAAAUAUCUUCUCAGUUGCUCUGACGAUCGAUCUAUUAGAGUGUGGGAUCUCUCCAAAGGUGAGUUAUUAGCCACUGGAUGGGGCCACGGAGCUAGAAUUUGGGGACUUAGCUUUUUUUCAUUCGAUUCUAAUCAUGGAUUCAAAGUAUUCAGUUGUUCUGAAGACUGUACUGCUCGUGUUUGGAAGUAUGCCAAUGGUUCAGGUGAGCUUGUUCAGCAGAGGCUCAUUUCCUGUCAUACUGGAAGAAGUAUUUGGAGUGAAUGUGUCAAUGAUAAACUUAAGAUUGGAUUUACUGGUGGUGCUGAUGGUAAACUAAAGGUUCAUGACUUGGCCCCAGACAUCAGGCUUGGAUAUGUUAGCUGUUUAUGGACCGUUUCAGGAAUUUCCAAGCAGACUGACAUCGGUUUCGAAAAAGUUGAGACCAUUAAAAGUUAUUAUGACUUUGGGUAUGGACUUUUUGCGGUGAGCUCUUUGGGUAAAUGCUUUGCUGUGAAUAAUAGCCAUCAGUGGAAUCAUUUGUUUGAAGAUGCCAGAUUCGCUCGUUUUUCGUUGGUGACAGGGUUUAAGCAUACUGGGAUUGUUGUUCUUUGUAACAAGUCUGGAAUUAUGAUUUUGUUGAAGUUUGACUCCACUUGUAACCUACUUUCCCGUUCAGAAAUCCUAAUUCCCACUAUAUCCCGAUUGGGUAACAUCUUGACCUCUAGUACCAAUGAUAAAUUAUUACUCUUGGCUGAAUCGCCUAAUCCCCAGGAUUGUUUGGUCCUUCAGGAGAUUGAUGAGGCAACUUCAAAAGUAAUAUACACUUCUCUGUUGGUUAAACCCCAGGAGAACAUUGCCAUUAGUUCUCUACUCUACGAUGCAGAUACUCAAUACUUGGUGGUUGGCUCUCGUUUUGCAACUAUUAUUCUUUACGAUAUGUCCAUCGGCACUGAAGUACCGGUUUGUGCCUAUUAUAAAAACCAAGUGAAAGGUGACACGGUAUCGGAAUUGCUGGUUGCAAGUGCUGAUAAGAUUUCAAGAGAACUAUCGUUUUACGUGACUAUGAAAGAUGGCCGUUUUUAUAUCAUUAAGGUUGGAACAAAUCGGCAGAUGGAGAUUUUGGAAGAUAAUAGACUUCAAAGAGGAUUCCUUGAAGGUCUGCUGAUUGGAAGUAAUGGCGAAUUGCUGUUGUAUGGCUUCAAAUCUGACUGCUUCUACGUGUGGAAUGAAACUACUCAAGAUGAGAUAGUUCGGAUUGUGUGUGGUGGACCUCACAGGCAAUGGAGUUUUUACUACUGGCAUGAAGAAGGAAAAUUGAGGUUUCGUUUUGUGUUUACUAGGGCUUCCGAUAUAAUGAUGGUCCAAAAUGGUUCGCAGCAGUUUGUUGAUUAUCUUAAUGUUGGAUUACACGGUAGAGAGAUUAGAAGUAUGGCUGUUAUGAAUGGGCCUAGCGAAAAUGAGAAGUUGUUGAUUUCAGGAGGAGAGGAUACUACGGUAAAGCUUUCUGAAUUGAAAAUGGAUGGGACUAUAAAGUUAUUGUGGACCCAGCGACAGCACGGCUCCGGAUUGCAGUCUGUUCAUGUAGUGAACGAUGAAUAUGUGAUGAGUUCGUCUGCUAGAGAGGAGUUAUACUUAUGGAAGGUAUCUCAGGCCACAGGCAAGCCGUCCAUCUGUCUUUAUAGAACAAUCAGGCCUAUAUCUAAGCAUCCGGAUUUACGUGUGAUGGACUUUGAUACAUUAGAAAUCAAGGACAAGGGUAAACCCAUUGGCUUUAUAGUGGCCACAGUCUAUUCAAAUUCUCUCAUUUGUCUCUGGUAUUUCAACUAUGUCGAGAAGAGCUAUAAAAUGUUUGUCAACGAUUACUACAGACAGUGUUGUAUUCUCAGCGUUCAUUUCAUGAUUCUUCGAGGUAAAAUAUAUCUUACUGCUGCUUCAACAAACGGAUAUCUAUCUAUCUACAAUGUGGAUUCAUUGUUGUCAAAGUACUUCGAACUGGGAAGUGGUAACACCCUCAUAAUGACUGGUGACGGAACUUUUGAGGUGUCGAAAUUAGGUCGUUUAAUUGUUGAUAAACAGCUUCAUCAAUCUUCUAUUAAGGCUCUUGACUACCGAUAUGUUUCUGAAUCUGAAAUCGUCAUUGUGACUGGUGGAGAUGACAAUUCUCUCAUUCUUAGUAAAAUAAACAUGAAAAAUGAUGCAGAGUCUGAUUCUGUGCAGGUGGAGGUUUUAUCUUACAUUUCCGAUGCGGCAGCAUCCACUAUUACCUGCGUUAAUAUGAUAGACGAAAAUAGAGUUGUGGUAUCUUCUGUGGACCAGAAGUUUAGAGUUUGGAGUAUUAAGGGAGGAAAUCUUCAGUUAUUAGAUGACGAGUAUACUACAGUUGCAGAUAUUGGCUGUGCAGUGGUUUCUGAGUUCAAUGGAGUCAAGAUGGUCCUUAUUGGAGGAGCAGGAGUCUCAGUAUGGAAAUUGAAUGAAUAA
This is a messenger RNA of Brettanomyces nanus, 3075 nucleotides long. RefSeq lists its product as uncharacterized. The transcript has a single exon. Gene Ontology annotation, molecular function: protein binding. Lineage: Eukaryota; Fungi; Ascomycota; Pichiomycetes; Pichiales; Pichiaceae. Gene Ontology annotation, biological process: tRNA methylation. The record is from RefSeq and is a predicted model, not a curated record. Gene Ontology annotation, cellular component: cytoplasm. The coding region runs from base 1 to 3075 and encodes 1024 amino acids.